AAUGCUUUAUCUGGCGGUCCGGUUUAUAAGUCAUCUCGUUAACCCUCGCCUUAGAGGAAGAGGAGAAUAGAGAGAGAGAGGGAGAGCGGAAGCCUCCGGUCUCCGGAAGCGUGGACACACAGGGGGUUGCCGGCUGCUGUCACCAUCUGCUGUUAACGCUGCGUCAGGAUGUGGGUCGAGGAAAAGGCCAAACCGGAGUCGAACCGGAGGACAGUCGGCAUGCGCCAGCAUUUUGUUAACGGUCUUGUUUACUGCACUGGAGACAUGAUGCACUUCAGCCAGUACAUGGAGGACAAGGCCUUCAUUUUCCAGCUGUUUGAGUGGAGCAUGCGGGGUGUAGCCAGGGUCAUCCUGGCCAACAACCCCCUGAGUGGUGUUCUGAUCCUGGGAGCACUGGUCUGGGCCUCCCCCUGGCAGGCUCUACUGGGGACCCUGGGUCUACUGACCUCUACACUCACUGCUGUUAUCAUAGGACAGGACAGUGAGGAGGUAUCCGGAGGUCUCCAUGGGUUCAAUGGUAUGCUGGUGUCUCUGUUGAUGGGGGUGUGCAGCUCUGCAGGAGACUGGUACUGGUGGCUGCUACUGCCUGUCUUUCUGGGGGGAGCUACCAGUACGUUCCUCUACAGUGGCCUGGCUCCCCUGCUAGAUAAGUGGGACCUACCUGUGGCUGUGUUCCCCUUCAACAUGGUGAUCCUGCUCUACUUGGCCUGUACUGGCUCCUCUAACCCCUACUACCCUCACCACCCUGCCACACCACUAGGGGAGCUAGAGAGCAAUGCUACCCAGCUCAGCCUCACUCAGCUCCUGCAGGGGGUGCCGUUGGGUGUGGGUCAAAUCUAUGCCUGUGAGGACCUGGGCCCGUCUGUGUUGAUCCUGGGAGCGACGCUGCUCUACUCACCUCUACUGGGCUCACACGCCCUACUGGGCUCUGGGGCCGGCACACUCGCAGGUCUGUCGGUGUCAGUGCGUCACGGGGCCCUGUACUCCGGGCUGUCAGGGUUUAAUGGAGCUCUGGGUUGUAUGGCCGUGGGAGGACUGUUCUUUACCUUCAACUGGAGGACACACCUCUUCUCUAUUGCCAGCGCUUUUCUUUCUUCGUAUGCUGAUAUCGCCCUGAGUAAUCUACUGGGAACAGUGGGCCUCCCAGCAUGCAGUUGGGCAGCAACUCUGACCGCCACUCUGAUGCUGCUGCUGACAGGGCGGAGCCUGUCUGCAUACCGCAUCCCUACUGGUCGAGUCAUGGCUCCGGAACAGAACAUCCGCUGUCAUAGCCAAUGGGCUGCCAGAGAGACCACAGACAGCACUGACGUAUAGACACAUACACACAACUGCCUGAACCCAUAAAAUGUCCAUAUCGAUAUUGUCCACAUGAUGGCGCUCUGAGUCUGGCAGGUGUAAGCGAGUUUCCGCUCGGUAGCCUUCAGAUCGAAGAUCAGCUUCCCCUCCCCUGAUCCUAACCUUAACCCUUAGAAUGAAACCAUAUGCAAAACUGACCUAGGAUCAGCAUCUAGGAGCAACUUCACCCUACACUGAACCACAGGGUCAAGCACAUACAGAAAGGAGGAGAUGUACAUAGCCUUUCUGGCUUCACUGGGCCUAUAAAGGGACCGAUUGAAGUCAAUGUCUUUGACUCAGUGUUGUAGGCUACAAUAGGCUACAUGCUGAUUAAAAAUCACUUUCUGUGUCUCCGUCUGUCAUUGUAGCCUGUGAAGGCCUGCUACUAAGCUUGUCAAAUAAACCAUUUUCCACUUUCA
This is a messenger RNA of Oncorhynchus kisutch (coho salmon), 1754 nucleotides long. RefSeq names its product urea transporter 1. The record is from RefSeq and is a predicted model, not a curated record. Bases 169 to 1314 code for a protein of 381 amino acids. Lineage: Eukaryota; Metazoa; Chordata; Actinopteri; Salmoniformes; Salmonidae. Gene Ontology annotation, molecular function: urea transmembrane transporter activity. Gene Ontology annotation, cellular component: membrane. Gene Ontology annotation, biological process: urea transmembrane transport. The transcript has 8 exons.